AUGCCAGAAGGGCCUGUCUUUAUGCCCAAGGUGAAGGGAAUACCUGUGUCAGAGAGCCCAGAAGACAGAAGCCCCUUAUCGGACGUCAUCGCUACAUACCCUGCCUUCGACGGAGACACCUUAGAGCCAGCAGAAAAAGUCAGGUGAGAGGCGUUUACUCUAGACGUUCCUCCAAAUCAAUGAAAAAACAGAGUAUGAUAACAACCUGUAUUUACCUUUCACGAUAUACUGUACCUUGUGUAUGGUAAUGAGAUUAAUUAAAGAAGAUGAAUAAGACAGUGUAAUAAUCCAACAUUCUUCUUCUUCUUCUUCUUCUUCUUCUUCUUCCUCCUCCUAAUUUCCAUAGAUAUUUGAAAGGCCUGGACCCAGACAACUGGUUAUCAGUCAACCCAGAGACAGCUGAGCUCAGACUGAACAAGGUGCCAGACAGAGUCUCCUUUCCUGGUGAACAGGACAUACUUUGCCAAGAUACUUUGCGUGACGGAAGGCAAGUCUUUGUGUGAAUUGUGUGUCAAAUCACAACACAGAAGGACAAAUAUGUCACAUAGCACCAGUUGCCAGACCUAUUGUAUCUCCUUGUUCUAAGACACUGCAAAAUAAGAUCUCUCCAAAGCGGCACUAAAAUUACAAAGACAGAGGUGGUAGCCUCUCAUGAUGAUGUCCUGUUUCUAUCCUUAGACAUACCUUCUAAGACGGCUACAGGGACCAUCACUCUAAGGGCUAGAUUCAAUCAGAUUGACAUCCGCAUAGCGUUGUCUUGGCUGUGUCGGAGGUGGAGCUGCGGUAGAGCUGUGUAAUCCACAAGCAGCUUGUUGUGUUACCUUAUCGCGGACACUGCCAUUGGAUGCAGCGACUAUAGUCCGACAAAAAUCCCAUGCAGCCACAUUGAAAGUUCAUGCAGCCGCCUUACAAGUUCAAACACUCGAAUUAGACUGAUAAGCAUAAAUCCCCCCAUCCAAAUUAACAUGAAAACAUGCAUUAGCCUAACAUCAAUGGUUUGAGAUUUUAGAGUAAUUAUUUCUAAGAUCGAUAGAACCUAUACUUUCUAGUGCCGUUUUGAACUUCUACCACAGUAGGGAUAAUAAGGAAGGGAGUGGUUUGUGACACGCUCACCGAUAUGUCAGCUCAUACCGCAAUUACACCUCCAACACCGCCAAAGCAUCUGCAAUGCGGAUAUCGGCCAAUGCUGGUUAAAACACCCUAUAGGCGAUGUCCGCACACCGCAUAAUAAAAAAUCCCCAUCAAAAUAUGUCUGUUUAAGCUAGAGAUAUCUUUUGCAUGGGCGGCAUCUCAAUACACCGCAUCCGCCGAUGUCAGCCUUCCGCAUCUGCAGUUUGUCAGACCAGAAGACAUCCUGAAAAUGGUUUUAACAAAUAUGGAAUGAUGAGACUCUCACGAACACGAUGGUGUUCUCCAUUUUGCUCUACAACCCCCACAAGUGUCACGGGACUCGUCUGAAUGUAACCUGGUACCGGGCCGAAAAAUUUAUGGAAGUGAAUGGAGCAUUUAGAGCUUUCAUAUCUCUCAAAUAUAGGACAGGCACUUCAAAACAUACUAUUUCUUUUAAAUACGACCAUCUUAAAACAAUUCCAUAUGUUAGCUUAGUAUAAACCCAGCCCCGGGCCCUUAGGCCUAAUUAUUAAUGCUGGUUAAGGUUAAUUUGAUUGAAUCCAGGCCUAACCCAUUCUAAUGCUAACCCUAACCCUAACUUAACCCUAAAUAAACUCUAACCCUAGCCCUCAUUAUUACAGUACAUUGGGUUGAUUGUCUGUUCCCAUCCUUAGACAUUCCCUCUAAGACGGCUACAGGGACCAUCGCCCUGCAGGUGGGAGAUGCUAAUGAUAACUGCCCUGAGCUGACGAGCACACUGGAGUACCUGUGUACCGACGCUAAGAUGGUCAACAUCACCGCAGAGGACACAGAUGAUGACCCUAACGCAGCUCCCUAUGAGUUCAUGCUGGUGGAAGAGGAGACGCAGAGAGAGUGGAAGGUCGAGCCCAUCAGUGGUAUGACUAUGAAGGCUUCUCUCUUCAGGGUUGGAGUGUGGGGGCCUACACUUUACCUGGAACUUUAAAUAUGUACCUGAGACACGGAGACAACUUGACAUGACAAUAUCUAUACAGGAGAGGAAAUUAUAUACAUUAAAGUGAAAUAUUGAGUAUUUAUAUACAUUACGUACCCCUCUCUUGACCUCUGACCUUUCAGACACCAGCGCCUCCCUCAGGACUCUGAAGCCCCUGUGGCCAGGCGCCUAUGACCUCAAGCUCCAGAUCCAGGACCAGCAGGGAUUGUCCUGAGCCCCAGCGCCUACACAUAGAGGUGUGCACCUGCUCUGAGGGAGCUGCUUGCGGCCGAGGGACGGCAAGGCACAGACUCUCACGGGAACGUUGACCACGGUUGGAAUGCCCGGAAUAGGCAUAAUCAUCCUGGGAUUCCUGGUGCUGCCAUGUGAGUAUGGGUUCAAGAGCUCCAGGUCCACGCAAUUCUAGAGUUGGAUUAUGGUUUAUGGAUCAGACCACGGUCCAAAUGCUAUCUGAAAUCUUUCAAAUACUUUAAGCUUUUGCUUUAGCCUGGCUGGCUGGAGUGCCAGAUGAGUGGGGUUUGCACUUUGGCCAACAAUUUUAUUGGUCCCAUUGCGCCAGACAAGAUCAAUCAAGCCCAUCUAAAGUAUUUGAAAGUAUUUCAAAUAGUAUUCGAAACCAGGUCUGCUAUGAAUUUUGGAAUAUACAUUAUAUAUCAAAUAAAAUAAAAUAAAAUAAAAUAAAAUUGUAUUGGCCACAUGCGCCGAAUACAACAGGUGCAGACAUUACAGUGAAAUGCUUACUUACAGCCCUUAACCAACAGUGCAUUUAUUUUUUUAUAAAAAAGUAAAAUAAAACAAUAACAAAAAAGUGUUGAGAAAAAAAGAGCAGAAGUAAAAUAAAAUAACAGUAGGGAGGCUAUAUAUACAGGGGGGUACCGGUGCAGAGUCAAUGUGCGGGGGCACCGGCUAGUUGAGGUAGUUGAAGUAAUAUGUACAUGUGGGUAGAGUUAAAGUGACUAUGCAUAAAUAAUUAACAGAGUAGCAGCAGCGUAAAAGGAUGGGGUGGGGGGGCAGUGCAAAUAGUCCGGGUAGCCAUGAUUAGCUGUUCAGGAGUCUUAUGGCUUGGGGGUAGAAGCUGUUGAGAAGUCUUUUGGACCUAGACAUGGCACUCCGGUAUCGCUUGCCGUGCGGUAGCAGAGAGAACAGUCUAUGACUAGGGUGGCUGGAGUCUUUGACAAUUUUGAGGGUCUUCCUCUGACACCGCCUGGUAUAGAGGUCCUGGAUGGCAGGAAACUUGGCCCCAGUGAUGUACUGGGCCGUACGCACUACCCUCUGUAGUGCCUUGCGGUCGGAAGUCAAGCAGUUGCCAUACCAGGCGGUGAUGCAACCAGUCAGGAUGCUCUCGAUGGUGCAGCUGUAGAAUUUUUUGAGGAUCUGAGGACUCAUGCCGAAUCUUUUCAGUCUCCUGAGGGGGAAUAGGCAUUGUCGUGCCCUCUUCACGACUGUCUUGGUGUGUUUGGACCAUGAUAGUUCGUUGGUGAUGUGGACACCAAGGAACUUGAAUCUCUCAACCUGUUCCACUACAGCCCCGUCGAUGAGAGUGGGGGCGUGCUCAGUCCUCUUUUUUUUCCUGUAGUCCACAAUCAUCUCCUUUGUCUUGGUCACGUUGAGGGAGAGGUUGUUAUCCUGGCACCACACGGCCAGGUCUCUGACCUCCUCCCUAUAGGCUGUCUCAUCGUUGUCGGUGAUCAGGCCUACCACUGUUGUGUCGUUGGCAAACUUAAUGAUGGUGUUGGAGUCGUGCCUGGCCAUAAAGUCAUGGGUGAACAGGGAGUACAGGAGGGGACUGAGCACGCACCCCUGAGGGGCCCUCGUGUUGAGGAUCAGUGUGGCAGAUGUGUUGUUACCUACCCUUAACACCUGGGGGCGGCCCGUCAGGAAGUCCAGGAUCCAGUUGCAGAGGGAGGUGUUUAGUCCCAGGAUCCUUAGCUUAGUGAUGAGCUUUGAGGGCACUAUGGUGUUGAAUGCUGAGCUGUAGUCAAUGAAUAGCAUUCUCACGUAGGUGUUCCUCUUGUCCAGGUGGGAAAGGGCAGUGUGGAGUGCAAUAGAGAUUGCAUCAUCUGUGGAUCUGUUGGGGCGGUAUGCAAAUUGGAGUGGGUCUAGGGUUUCUGCGAUAAUGCUGUUGAUGUGAGCCAUGACCAGCCUUUCAAAGCACUUCAUGGCUACAGACGUCAGUGCUACGGGUCGGUAGUCAUUAAGGCAGGUUAUCUUAGUGUCCUUGGGCAUGGGGACUAUGGUGGUCUGCUUGAAACAUGUUGGUAUUACAGACUCAGUCAGGGACAUGUUGAAAAUGUCAGUGAAGACACUUGCCAGUUGGUCAGCACAUGCUCGGAGUACACGUCCUGGUAAUCCGUCUGGCCCUGCGGCCUUGUGAAUGUUGACCUGCUUAAAAGUCUUACUCACAUCGGCUACAGAGAGCGUAAUCACAUAGUCAUCCGGAACAGCUGGUGCUCUCAUGCAUGCUUCAGUGUUGCUUGCCUCGAAGCGAGCAUAGAAGUGGUUUAGCUCGUCUGGUAGGCUUGUGUCACUGGGAAGCUUGCGGCUGUGCUUCCCUUUGUAGUCUGUAAUCGUUUUCAAGCCCUGCCACAUCCGACGAGCGUCAGAGCCGGUGUAGUACGAUUCAAUCUUAGUCCUGUAUUGACUCUUUGCCUGUUUGAUGGUUCGUCGGAGGGCAUAGCGGGAUUUCUUAUAAGCGUCCGGGUUAGAGUCCCGCUCCUUGAAAGCGGCAGCUCUACCCUUUAGCUCAGUGCGGAUGUUUCCUGUAAUCCAUGGCUUCUGGUUGGGGUAUGUACGUACGGUCACUGUGGGGACGACAUCAUCGAUGCACUUAUUGAUGAAGCCAGUGACUGAUGUGGUGUACUCCUCAAUGCUAUCUGAAGAAUCCCAGAACAUGUUCCAGUCUGUGCUAGCAAAACAGUCCUGUGGCUUAGCAUCUGCGUCAUCUGACCACUUUUUUAUUAACCGAGUCACUGGUGCUUCCUGCUUUAGUUUUUGCUAAUAAGCAGAAAUCAGGAGGAUAGAGUUAUGGUCAGAUUUGCCAAAUGGAGGGUGAGGGAGAGCUUUGUAUGCGUCUCUGUGUGUGGAGUAAAGGUGGUCUAGAGUUUUAUUUCAUCUGUUUGCACAUUUAACAUGCUGGUAGAAAUUAGGUAGAACGGAUUUAAGUUUCCCUGCAUUAAAGUCCCCGGCCACUUGGAGCGCUGCCUCUGGAUGAGCAUUUUCCUGUUGACUUAUGGCCUUAUACAGCUCAUUCAGUGCAAUCUUAAUGCCAGGUGGAUGUGAGGUGAUAGAGGUUAACUCCUGUGUUUUUGGGUUGUGUUUCCAGUUGUGGCUCUCUUGCUAAUUUCGUGUACCUGUGGUGGUGUAGGAGGGACCUUCACUGACCUGCCCUUCAAUACAAAAGGACACCUGACCUCCUACCACACAGAGGGACGGGGGGAGGACAGGGUAAAUAAAACACACACCAGAAACACAGAUAGGACUGGAUAUGUGAAACCAAUAUGUUGGAAGCUAGGUGGAGCUAUUGCCUACCCAAUUGUCUCAGAUCCAUGAAGGGGAGUGAAAGAUGACAUAAAGGAGGGAACAUCUUCCUGCAAUGAAAUGUAGUAAGAGCCAAACAGAGGAAGUUUCAGCCAGGAAUCUGGAAAUUAAACUGUAGAAAGAACAGUGUCUAAUGGAUCAAUGGUAUUACCAUUGCCCUCUUCCAUAACUCCAGCUGUUAUGUCACUCUCUCCCCUACAGGAGGUGCCACUGCUGAGAGCUCCUGUUCGGGUAUCCAAAGGAGCCAUCGCUGCUGGGACAAUGGCCACCAAUGUAGACUACAGUAUGGCUGCCGGGGCAGGGACUAGGGAGUUCCAGGAGAGUGCAUUUGGUAGCAUGUACUACGACUGUAAUGACAUGGUGGAGGCGGACCAGAGGGAACACAUGGACAUGCAUUCAGAGUCUAUGGAUGGGUUCAGGGUUGACUAUGAAGGCAUUGCCCUGCCUGAUCACUACCUGGAUGGCUACUACUCACAGGUGAGACCCCAAGGACCUGGACACCGUUUCACUGUGAAUUGAUGGAGAUUUGGGGCUAGGCUAAAGGUUCAUUGGUUGGUAUUGUGCUGGGCAAAGAAAGGGAGUCUGAUUCAAUUCAAUGCUGAAUCAGUAUUUACUUUAAUGAUUUACAGAUUCUAAUGCCAAGCCUGAGUGAGCGCUAAUGGAAUGGUGUCUUCACUCUUCCCUAUUGGUCGCAGUACAAGACGAGGGUGCCCCCUGUCUCCCCUGUUGUUUAACAUGGUCUCAUUUGAAUAUGUCGAACCCAUUGUAGUUAUACAGUAUGUCACCUAUGCUAUUAUACAGUGCAUUCGGAAAGUAUUCAGACCCCUUGACUUUUUCCACAUUUUGUUACGUUACAACCUUAUUCUACAAUGGAUUAAAUAAUUUUUUCCCCUCAUCAAUCUACACACAAUAUCCCAUAAUGACAGUUCAAAAACUUAAAUAUCACAUUUAUAUAAGUAUUCAGGCCCUUUACUCAGUACUUUGUUGAAGCACCUUUGGCAGUGAUUACAGCUUGGCACACCUGUAUUUGGGGAGUUUCUCCCAUUCUUCUCUGCAGAUCCUCUCAAACUCUGUCAGGUUGGACGGGGAGCGUCGCUACACAGCUAUUUUCAGGUCUCUCCAGAGAUGUUUGAUCGGGUUCAAGUCCGGGCUCUGGCUGGGCCACUCAAGGACAUUCAGAGACUUGUCCCGAAGCCACUCCUGCGUUGUCUUGGCUGUGUGCUUAGGGUUGUUGUCCUGUUGGAAGGUGAACCUUCGCCCCAGUCUGAGGACCUGAGCGCUCUGAAGCAGGUUUUCAUCAAGGAUCUAUCUGUACUUUGCUCCAUUCAUCUUUCCCUCAAUCCUGACAAGUAUCCCAGUCCCUGCCGCUGAAAAACAUCCCCACAGCAUGAUGCUGCCACCACCAUGCUUCACCGUAGGGAUGGUGCCAGGUUUCCUCCAGAUGUGACGCUUGACAUUCAGCCCAAAGAGUUCAAUCUUGGUUUCAUCAGACCAGAGAAUCUUGUUUCUCAUGGUCUGAGAGUCAUUAGGUGCCUUUUUCGCAAACUCCAAGCGGGCUGUUGUGUGCCUUUUACUAAGGAGGGGCUUCUGUCUGGCCACUCUACCAUAAAAGCCUGAUCAGUGGAAUGCUGCAGAGAUGGUUGUCCUUCUGGAAGUUUCUCCCAUCUCCACAGAGGAACUCUGGAGCGCUGUCAGAGUGACCAUCAGGUUCUUGGUCACCUCCCUGACCAAGGCCCUUCUCCCCCGAUUGCUCAGUUUGUCCAGGCGGCCAGCUCUAGGAAGAGUCAUGGUGGUUCCAAACUUCUUCCAUUUAAGAAUGAUGGAGGCCACUGUGUUCUUGGGGACCUUCAAUGCUGCAUACAUUUUUUGGUACCCCUCCCCAGAUCUGUACCUCGACACAAUCAUGUCUCGGAGCUCUACGGACAAUUGGCUUGGUUUUUGCUCUGACAUGCAUCGUCAAGUGUGGGACCUUAUAUAGACAGGUGUGUGCCUUUCCAAAUCAUGUCCAAUCUAUUGAAUUUACCACAGGUGGACUCCAAUGAAGUUGUAGAAACAAAAUGUGGAGAAAGUCAAGGGCUCUGAAAACUGCUGGCCCAGAAGAUUACAGACAAGUCAAGAGAUCUUUGGUUGUGAAUCAUCACAUUUUUCAGUAUUGUAUUUGCCUUUCAUUUCUUCCAGAAAGCUCACUAUGCAGCUGAGAACUACGUCCAGAAGGACAGUAUAUUGGUGUGUGACUACGAGGGCCAGGGCUCUCCUGUGGGCUCGGUGGGCUGCUGCAGCCUCCUGGAAUCUGACAACGACCUCCAGUUCCUCAAUGACCUGGGGCCAAAGUUCAAGACCCUGGCAGAGAUCUGCUCUCCUCCCAAACCGAUCUCUUCUCCUCCCAAGCCCAAAGUGGAUCCCAUCGUCGAUUCACCAGCAUCACCACCACGUCCUAACAUCAACAUCAAAAGAGAGAUCCCUGUCGCCACUAGCAAUGUCAACCUCACACAAUCAUCUCUCAGUAAUGUCAACAUCAACCAAUCAUCCACCAGUAACGUCAACAUCAACCAAUCAUCUUCCAGCUCUGUCAACAUCACCCAAUCCGCACUAACCAGACCUGUCUCUAAUGUCACUCAUGUCAAUCAUUCUCCCCCUAGCCAGACCUUCCUACUGCAGCAGCAGCCUGUGUACUACACCACCAUGCAGCCUAUGAUGCAGCCCAUGAUGCAGCAGAUGCACUAUGUAGUGGAGCAACAGGUUCCCAACAUGCAGGGCAUGAUAAUGGUCAACGGGACCCCUAGUGGUGGCAUGCUCACAGGACACUCAGAGCACAACACACAUGGGGUAGGACUACAUAAUGGCACGUUCACCUUACCCCAGACAACCUUGGGAAGAGGGGAAAGGAUGGUCCAUGUAGAGGAGAACCAGGGUGGGGGGCAGAGACUGGUGACCAGCGGCCCAGGACAGGCCACCCUGGGCAGAGGAGAGAACAUGGUCCUCGUGGGGGGUGGAGGUGGGGGACUAAGCCAGGGGGUGCUGUUAGGGGGUGGAGCUGGGCUGAACCAUUUCCAUGGUUCCAUUGGGGGGACACUCUCAGGGCAUCAGAAAAUCAUGCUGUCAAGUGAACAG
Messenger RNA from Coregonus sp. 'balchen', 8731 nucleotides. The record is from the annotation of a GenBank genome assembly. NCBI's taxonomy places the organism in Eukaryota, Metazoa, Chordata, Actinopteri, Salmoniformes, Salmonidae.